AAUGUUGAAGGAGUUAUCUUUCUUGGUUUGUCGUGCAUGUUAUUUAGGUUAUAAGGAAAUACAUUAUCUUCUGCAUAAAUUGAUUUUCUUGUAAAUAGGAUUAUACUUUAACAUUCAUUUAACAAAUAUUUUGACCAAAAUUCACUUAUACUGCCUUUUAACAGGUGAAAACGAGCUGUGAAAAAAGUUAUGCGCAUGCGCUAAAAUUCUUAAUGGAGACCCCUAAAAAUGGCGGAGCUAAAAAGAAGACCUGGGGCAAUUUCAAAAGGCAUGAAACUGCCUAUAACAAUUGAAGAUGCCAUUGACGACGUCUUAGUUGUAUGCCUUGAACAUGGUGCUAAACUUUUCAAGGGUAUUUUAUUGGAUAUAAAUAAAAGAAAUCUGCCACAUGGUGUGUGCAUGCCUUUCUCUGCGAACGGGGACAGUUCAAAAGAUGACCCUAACGCACAUUCUGUAAACAAUAAUGCACAUGAUGUUGAAGUUUCAGCAACAAAUUUCCGACACACUUAUAAUCGUGGAAAUGAAGAACAUGUAAACAAUUUUAUCUUACGUUCCAGCAAAGACCGGCCUGCACGAAGCAUCCGGCUGCGUCCCAGAUCUACAUUAUGUAGCAAAUGUAAGUCCGUGUGUCAGGAAACAGAAAAAGGCAUCAUGCCUGUUCAGCAAAUUGUGAAACAGAACACACAAAAGAACCAAGUACCUCAGCAGUCACUACGAGAAGGCCUGCGGAGGCGUUCCGUCCAAACUAAAGAUCCUCCAAAUAACAGCAAGCAGACAGAUAAUAAUAAAAACUCGGUUGUUACACGAUCUAGUCCAUUCAUUAAGAUAUCUAUUGGUGAAGGAACAGUGUUAAAAAUUCCACCCCGUCUGCAUGAUGAGGUGGAUGGAAGUACUGCAAAAUCAAAAACUAAAACAGAAACUGUGAAAGAGGAGAGUUUUCCAGAGCAAGACAAGAAUAGGAGAACCAGUAAAAGGAAUCUCCGCAAAACUAAGGAUCGUGCAAAGCGUUUGGAAGAGGAACCUCAAAAAGAAAGUGAAACUACAAAUGAGAAUGUAACUAGUCAUCACAAAAAACAUAAACGUAAACAUAAACACAAACAUGGAGACAGCGAAGAAAAAAAUCAAAAUACAACCUCUGAAGGUGUAGAUGAGAAUUUAGAAAGUGCUAUAGAAAAUCAAAACGAUGGUGUUUCCCAAAGACCAAGGUUACUGUAUACAUGGCGACAGAAUAAAGGCCUCUCACCAAGGCGAGAAAACACGACAGACAAUAUUGAAAAUGUAAAUAAAAACAUUUCCAGAAAGCAAAAUUUCCCUGAAAAUCUUUCACCAAAAAGAAAUGUUCGAUCUAAAAGUAGUGAACUGGUGCAGAAAAAGGAAUAUAAACUAAGGAGUCGAGAGCGACUAAGUGUUGAUUCCAUGGAGAGUAAGAAAUCGGAGGAGAAAGUUCAGGAAGAGGAUGUGUCUUGCGGAGAUGUGGGCAAUGAAAAUGAGUCUGAAGUGAACAUCAGCGAAGAACAGAUGCCAGAUUUAGACAUGGAAAAUCAGGAUACAUCUCGAGACAUUCUAGAUUGUAUAGAUGCUUCAGACAGUGCUCCUGUGUACUAUAAUAACCUUGAUGAAAAACAUACAGACUAUUAUCUGCAUGCAAAUCAUGAUUAUGUUGUGACCUUGAAUAGUACAAACAGUCUUAGUAACUCUAUAAUGAGCACAAGUUCCGAAGGACAUGAUAAAUAUGUGAUAAUUGACACAGACAAGUAUUCUGUGAUAUCUUCGGCGUCGGAGCGAGAGUUUGAUUUCAAGGAUGAGGAUAUUCCAAUGUCUCCAGAAGCUGUGUCUUCGUCUGUGGUAAUGCUUCCAUCUCCUAUCCACCAUUUAAAACCAUUUUCUCCUGCCCACCAACCAGAUCCAGUCUCUCAUGCUCACGAGCUGGAACCGAUAUCUCCUCCACCUCCACCAGAACCUACGGAAGAACCGGUCAUAGAAGAAGAGGAGGAGAGGGAAGAUAUAGCUGAUGCCCCGCCCACCAGUGACGAUGUGUUCAGAACGCUAAUGAUGAAAAUUAGGACUCGCGAUGUGCCAAAGUGUAUGGCUACGGACGGCCGAACAAUUCAUGUGGGAGAUAUUGUGUGGGGUAAAAUUAAGGGUUUCCCGUGGUGGCCUGGGCGUGUUUUGUCCAUAAGUGUGAGUGAAAGAGAUGGAGGAAUCGUGAUUAGGAGACUGGCACAUGUGUCGUGGUUUGGUUCGUCCACUAUGUCACACAUUCAGUGCUCAGACCUCUAUCCAUUUCUGGAAGACUUUAAGUUACGCUAUAACCGAAAGAAGAGGGGGCCAUAUAAAGUGGCCAUCAAGCAAGCCACAAUAGCAGCACAGAGUGUGACAAAUACCCAUCAUAUUGAUUUCAAAGAGUUUGAUUUGUAGCAG
This is a messenger RNA of Saccostrea cuccullata (small rock oyster), 2421 nucleotides long. Its product is annotated as PWWP domain-containing protein 2A-like. The transcript has 2 exons. The record is from RefSeq and is a predicted model, not a curated record. Lineage: Eukaryota; Metazoa; Mollusca; Bivalvia; Ostreida; Ostreidae. Gene Ontology annotation, molecular function: chromatin binding. Gene Ontology annotation, cellular component: nucleus; chromocenter. Bases 229 to 2418 code for a protein of 729 amino acids.